Messenger RNA from Rhododendron vialii, 1097 nucleotides. Its product is annotated as probable complex I intermediate-associated protein 30. Gene Ontology annotation, cellular component: mitochondrion. The transcript is spliced from 8 exons. The coding region runs from base 184 to 861 and encodes 225 amino acids. NCBI's taxonomy places the organism in Eukaryota, Viridiplantae, Streptophyta, Magnoliopsida, Ericales, Ericaceae. Gene Ontology annotation, biological process: mitochondrial electron transport, NADH to ubiquinone; mitochondrial respiratory chain complex I assembly. The record is from RefSeq and is a predicted model, not a curated record.
UUAGAAACGGCACCGUUUGUCCUCCUCUGCUCCUUUCUUCUUCCAUUUCUUCGUCUCCCCCACCCACAGCCUUGGCCACUUUUACUAAGCUCUCCACCUUGUUCGGCAUUGACGCCUGCCCUCCACUGUCUCCUUCUGCUGCUCCGCUGUCGUUAACGAAACUUUGAGGGGGGCAAAAGAGAGAUGUCCCGAUUUCGAGCAUUGUGGCAAGCUUCUCUUAAUGCGACUAAGAAAGCUCUCACAUGGAAUGUUGAAGACUUGAUUCCUCCCACCGAGCGAUAUAUUUUCAAUUUCAAUUCCAAGGAGGAGCUAAAGAGGUGGCAUUUAUAUUCAGAUUCUGAAUAUGGUGGUUUGUCCUCAGCGUCCUUGGAGAUUGCAGAUGCUGGAAAUGGUUUAAGAGGAAUCUUCUCUGGGAAACUCUCUCUUGAUGUAGCUGAGGAUUCAAAAUGGAACAUUUCUCGGAGUGGCUUUUGCGGGAUGCGCUCUAAGAAGUUUGAUGGCUUCAUUGAUUUGGAUGCAUAUGACACCAUAGCAUUAAAAGUCAAAGGAGAUGGGAGAUGCUAUAUUUCUACAAUAUAUACAGAAAACUGGGUGAAUUCGCCAGGCCAGCAGGAAGAUAAUUCUUGGCAAGCUUUUGUUUUUGUGCCCAAGGAUAACUGGUAUAUAGCAAAGAUUCCUCUUGCGAAGUACCUGCCAACAUGGAGAGGGAAUGUUAUAGAUGCAGAAUUGGAAAUGAAUCCAUCUCGAGUUCUCGGCAUGUCUCUAUCUGUCAAUGCAGAAGGUGGAAUCCCAGGUGCUAGGUCUGGUCCAGGUGAUUUCCAAGUGGAAAUUGAUUGGAUUAAAGCCUUGAGGACACAAUGAGUUGUAAUGUACUAAUUUUACACCGGAGAAUUUUGUAGUAGCAAUAAAAGUAGCUUUGUUAUACAUCAUUCUCCAUAUGUUUGUGUAUGUUCCUAGUGUAGUAACUGUAAGUCCGCAAUUUUUGUUUUUGAGGGUUGAUAAUGCGUCUCUUAAUAUAUUGGAUAUUCAUCUUCAAGGUUCUGAUUAAUUUUACAUUUGGAAUGAAAAUGGCACCAUGUAUAUUAGCAUUUGCAUAA